AUGGAAACUUCAAGCCCCUUGUUGGAUACGACGGUCUCCAUUGUGAGAGCUAUUGACGGCAGUCACCUUGGAUGGUCAGACUUUCGAACAACAGUCCUUGGUGCAUUUCGGAUCGUCCUCACGGAAACCAUACAGUUGUCCGACCUCUCACGGCCGUUUUCUGACCGGUUGAAGCCAUGUCUGCAGAAUUUGACACGGUUUACGAAGCAAGAAAGAGAAUGGCGCAGUCAGCUGGCAUCUGGACAAGGUUUUGGAUCUACGAUAGUCUUCCCGCCGAAUGUUCUCCCUCCCAUCAGUUCCAAUCGCUCUCUACACCGAUGCUUGGCUCCGAAGCUGAAUCGAGAAGCAUUGCCACCACGAGCUGUGAAAGCCCAAGAAAGCUUAUUCGAACUCCCUGCUCCUCGGCCAGGCCUUCUCACUGGCUUCGCCACUGCUGCGUUCAACGAAAGAGAACUGUCCAUUCUUCCGAACUGCGCAUCUGGAACAGGGACAAUUGUGGACUUCGAGUCCGGCUGUGUGUCACCCGGUACCACCACAUAUUGCCCCUUUCUAGUAUUUGAACGGAUGAACAUUACGUCGGAGGAUGCCGUGCAAUCUGCCAAAAAUCAAUGUGCCAUUGCUGGAGCCCAUUGCAUUCGAGCAUUACAGCUGCUGUUCAGACGGUGUACCGGCCCACGGCCAGUCUUUGAGAGACCGGUAUCAUUUUCCUGUGCGAUAGAUAACCCGACCGCUCUAAUCCACUAUCACUACGUGGAUACCGAUGGACGCUACUGUAUGUCGGAAAUAUCAAGAUUCAACCUGGAUGACUCUGAGAGCUUCUUUGAAUUUCAAGGCUGGAUCGAAGCCAUUGAAGAAUGGGGUUCUGCAUACCUUCUCCCUGUUAUCAAAAUCGCCCUUAGACAGCUCCUUAAAAGUAACGGAACCCCACCAAUAUCACCUAUGCCAUCGCUUUCACUGUCAAUUGACACUGCUGCUGGAAGUGAAGAGUUAUUGAUGAAAAUCCUUCGCACAACAUUUGGUUCGAUCAAAUGGAAGUGUGACGGGGAAUACGAAACACCCAUGAACAGCAGCGUUGCCCACUGCGGCACCCCAGUGGGAGCUCGCAAGAUUAGAACAUUGGCGCUAUCACCAACAUCACCCAUUGACGCCCUAAGUGCCGUGUCGGGUCCGACCACCCCAUUCUCGGUGUGGCGAAUGAAACCCGACUGGGGUACCAAGUCCCCCAUUGCACGAAGACACCCCCUCUCGCCGCUGAAACUUCAUGCGGAUUUUCCGGAGUCACCAUGUCGGCGUGCCACCCUUUCACCUUGCACUCCACCACCGGAAGCACCUUACUCGUCCAAAUCCCCGAUGCUCGUUCUACAGAAAAGAGUGGACUUGGCUAUGGAUGAGAUCCAAGAGCUGAGGGCCCUCGUUCAGUCGCUACAGAGCGAACUCCAAUUGAAGAACAGCCAGCUAAACUCAAGCCGACAGAAACAGGAGCAGGUCUUGCAAGAACUUCCAGACGAUAGUCUCAGGACUCCAACUCCGACAAAACAUGUUGAUUGGGACCGGGAGCUGGAGCUGCCUUCUGAAAGGAAAGGGUCUGGUGCAAUCGUCUGGUCCUCACGUGUAUUCUUUUGCCAAAGCUUAGGCGCUUCCACCAUGGCCAUGAUUUGCCUCCUCUUUCUCUCCUCCUGCGUCAUCAUGGGCCACAAUAUGUGGGAAAGUGUGUUCUGUCUUGCUACGAUUCUGGUCAACUUGUUUGUUGCUAGAUAG
Rhinocladiella mackenziei CBS 650.93 is the source of this 1758-nucleotide messenger RNA. RefSeq lists its product as uncharacterized. The record is from RefSeq and is a predicted model, not a curated record. Lineage: Eukaryota; Fungi; Ascomycota; Eurotiomycetes; Chaetothyriales; Herpotrichiellaceae. Bases 1 to 1758 code for a protein of 585 amino acids. The transcript has a single exon.